This is a messenger RNA of Prorocentrum cordatum, 1599 nucleotides long. The record is from the annotation of a GenBank genome assembly. NCBI's taxonomy places the organism in Eukaryota, Dinophyceae, Prorocentrales, Prorocentraceae.
GGGGCCGCGGCCCGUACCCCGCUCGGCCGCAGGCCGGGCAGCUGGAGGGCCGCGGAGGUGCUGCUGUGGCUCCGCGGCCUGGGGCUCGAGGAGGCGCCCGAGCGCGCCACGCUGCCGCUCAGCGGCGAGCAGCUGCUGGCCGCUCAGGACGCGGAGCAGCUGGCCGCACAGUGCCACCAGAGCGAGGACGCCACGGAGCUGGCCCAGUCCUGGCGCCGCACGCUCGCCGCCGCCCACUCCGCCCUGGUCGGUGCCGCGGUCCGCUCGGAGGGGCGCCUCGAUAAUUGGGAGGACUUCCAGAACCGCGUGGCCAGCCGUCAGAGACCGGAUCAUCCCGCUGGCGGAGCUCAGUGUGUCGAAGGCCCCCGACGGCGCUGCACGCGUGCAGACGGGCAGUUGGAAGAGGCUCACAGUGGAGGUCUUCUCCCUGCCGCUGUGCCUGCCCUUCGCGCGCUCCAGCCGCGCUUCCACCAUGAUGGCCUCCCGCACGUGUCGACCGUCGCGGCGCAGGGCUGGGCGCGGGAUCUCGAGGUGCUGGCGUCCCUGCACGGGCACGCGAACAUCCGCAGCCUGCUGGGGGUGACGCUGGUCCCGCUGGAGGCGCGCCCGGGCACGGCGGCGCUGGCGCUGGUGCACGAGGCGUCGGCGAGCGGCAAGCUGCUGUUCGAGUGGAUCCACGCCAGCCUGCCGGACGGCAGCAGGCGGCCGAUGGAUUUCCGCUCGCAGCUCCGCAUCUGCAUCGGCCUGUGCGACGGCCUGAAGGCGCUGUCGUCCAAGGGCCUGUCCCUCGGCGCGCUCUGCUCUGUCAACGUGGAGCUGGCGGUGAUCGGGGGCCAGCUGGUUCCCAAGAUCAUGCGUGCAGGCGCCUCUUGGUGGCGCUGGGGCUGGCGCGAGUCCCUCCGCGCGCGCGCGGCGGGGCAGCCGCGCCAGCAGGCGCAGACUGUGCAGGAGAUCGUCCGCAGAUACGCCGCGUGCCCCGUCAACUGGCUGGCGCCCGAGGUUCUGCGCGGCGGAGAGCCUCACGAGGCCGCCGACAUCUAUUCCUUCGUCGACCUUCUGCUGUGGGAGAUGCUGUACAGAGCUAUUCCUUUCGGAGAUUAUUCCAUCGCGCAGAUCGUCGGUGCGGUGGGCUACGGUGGGCGGCAGGUCCGCGCAGUGGCUUCUCCUGGCGCCUCCACGGAGACAAGCCUGCUGCACGAAGCUGUCUCCCGCUGCGCGCAGGGCGAACCGGCAGGUCGGCCCUCUUGCGCCAGGCUGCUGCAGACUCUGAGAGAGACGUCGGAGUUGUUCGAGCGGCGCAAGGCGAAGCGCAGCGUUUUGGGCAAGUUGGGAGACAAGGCCGAAGGCUUCCUGGCCUCAAACCUGCUGUCCAGCGGCCUGCAGCGGAGCCUCUACGGCUCCGACCUGGUGCCGCGGGGAGCCGCGGCCGCCGCCGCCGGCGUGGCCGCGGAGCCCGACGAGGAGGGCCCGCGCAUGGUGCGGUUGGCGUCCGGUGAGUGGGUACAGGUGGACGAGGACCUUGUCGAGACGUUCCCUGGGGACGAGGAGAAGUGGCGGGCGCUGAUGGAGUUUCGCGCAAUGUUGCCUGCAAGGUCCUGA